This is a messenger RNA of Cucumis melo (muskmelon), 1259 nucleotides long. RefSeq names its product protein SOSEKI 5-like. Bases 146 to 985 code for a protein of 279 amino acids. Lineage: Eukaryota; Viridiplantae; Streptophyta; Magnoliopsida; Cucurbitales; Cucurbitaceae. The transcript has 3 exons. The record is from RefSeq and is a predicted model, not a curated record.
AUCAUAUCUUCAUUAUCCUAUUUAGGUUUAUAGUCAAUAAUAUACAUUUAUAGGCACAAAGUUAGUAAUAUUUAUAACCCUUAAAGCUUUACAAUCAUUCAUUACCUCUUCUUCUUCUUCUUCUUCUUCUUCUUGCUUCAUUUUCAUGGCGAUCAAUAUGGAAGAAAGAAGACAGUUAUUAACAUCAAGUGAAUGGCCAACCAGAGGAACCAUUCUUUAUCAUCAUCUUCAACAAUCCGAAACCAAAACCAUGACAGAAUUGAAAACAGAGACUUCCGAAAUUAUCCCUGUAAUCUACUACCUCACUCGACAUGGCCAACUCCAGCAUCCUCAUUUGCUUGAAGUUCCUCUUUCUUCUUCCAACGGACUCUUCCUCAAAGAUGUGAUCAAACGACUGGAUAUCCUCCGAGGAGAAGGCUUUUCCAGAUUGUAUUCAUGGUCUUCGAAGCGGCAGUACAAGAAUGGAUAUGUAUGGCAAGACCUAUCGGACGACGAUUCGAUACAUCCAUCUCAAGGCCGGGAGUACAUUCUCAAAGGAUCGGAAGUGCAAUUGCUAGAGGCAUCUUCGAGUUUUCGAUCUUGUGAAACGUCAUCGUCAUUUUCGGAGUCGAAAUUUUCUUCAGAGACGAACAAUUCGAGCACGGAUUCGAAGGUUGCGGUCGCGGGGAAUAGAAGCAAUCAGUCGUGGAAUUCGGUGGAAGAUAUUUGCCGGAACGUAGUGUACAAGGCGAGAAUCUCCGGCGAAGGCGGGACGAACGCGGCGACGCAGACCGGUGAGAGGCGACGGAGAUGGACGGACAGCGUAGCGGCGGAAGAAUGCGGGGGAGAGGGAGUUUCAAAUUCUGGAGUGGGAAGAAGGGAGAGGAUGAAGUCUGUGGAUUGUGAUGGAGCGGCGGAUUUGAGGGAUCGGACGGGUGGGAAGAGUAAGAGGUGGAAAGCAGCAACGGUUGUGAUGCAGUUGAUGAAGUGUAACAUCCAAAAUUAAAUGUUAGAUAUGUGUCGUCCAUUGGAUAAAUAAGAAAACUUUAUCUUAAGAUUAAGAGGACCUUGUCACUAACCACUCUUCCAUACAUGUCACUAGGAACAACAUAUGUGUCCUUAAUGUAUUUUCCAAUCAAGAUACUAAUGGUAUCACAGUCGGUUUGAACCAUAUGAACCAAAGAAUCUAUUGUUUGCGUCCUAAAUCUCCCCAAAAAUAAUCAUUAUCUUGUCCACCUUCUUAGUAAAAAUGUACUUAAUGAUUUAGUGCCAAUGUUUUA